Molecule: messenger RNA, 686 nt
Organism: Halichondria panicea
Lineage: Eukaryota; Metazoa; Porifera; Demospongiae; Suberitida; Halichondriidae
Product: transcription initiation factor TFIID subunit 11-like
Exons: 3
Coding region: 108-596 (162 amino acids)
Biological process (GO): transcription initiation at RNA polymerase II promoter; RNA polymerase II preinitiation complex assembly
Cellular component (GO): nucleus; transcription factor TFIID complex
Molecular function (GO): transcription coactivator activity; protein heterodimerization activity
Source: RefSeq, a predicted model, not a curated record
GGUCGUCUUUAGAACAAACUCAUAGAUGGGCGUACGCGUGGACGUACUGUAUUCUAGUUCUCCUAGCUAGGCUAUACGCUAGCUGCUAACUCUGGCAGACUGAGACUAUGGGCAGCUCCAAGCGCAAGAAGGAGGAUGAUGAUGAUGAGGAUGUGUCAGAGGAGGGACCUGUUAAGAAGAGGAAGAUUGAAGACAGUCCACCAUUGCCUGAGCCCGCACCUAUACCUGUCAAUAAGCCAGAGCCUUCAGAUGAUGGCGGUGGUAUGGAUGAGAUGGAUCGGCUACAGCUGUUGGUCUCUGCCUUCUCCAACUCUCAGCAAGACCAGUAUGAGAUCUACCGUCGCUCCACUUUCCCCAAGGCAGCCAUCAAGAAGAUUAUGCAGAGUGUGGCUGGAGCCAGUGUGCCUCAGAACGCCGUCAUUGCAAUGGCAGGAAUAGCCAAGGUGUAUGUGGGCGAGCUGGUUGAGGAGGCGUGUGCUGCUCGUGAGGGGGAGGGGCCACUACAACCCAAGCACAUCAGAGAAGCUGUCAGGAAACUCAAGAACAAAGAUAAAGUACCCAACUCACGUUAUAAGAAAGUGUUCCCCUUCAGAUGAUAUAACAGUCGUUCAUUUAUUAUUGUACUCUCAAACAUGCACAAAAUGUUCACUUGGUAAUCAUGAGAAAUGAAUAUAAUACCAAAUGAC